UGACUACAUGGACCGGUUCCUUGAUGAGGGAGAGGGAGGUGGAGUUCCAGCAUCGUGGCGUGACAAUCGUUCCUCAUCUCCCAGUCUUCACGCCCUGCUGUAUGGAAAACCUCCUCCAGGAAGCAAUGCCGCUUCAGUGGGAGCUGGAGGAGGGAACUCUGCAGCCUCUGCUCCUGCAGCACAGCCCACCCCACCCACUUCAACAGCAGAGGCUAAUCUCAGCAACAGCAGCACUACCACCAAGAAAGAUGGUGAGCCAGCAGUUAUUUAUCAACUCAACCAAAUGGAAGAUUUAGCCCGUCACCUGGACAGUGAUUCGCUUGAGUCUUUAGCCAAAAUGACUUCGUCAAAUGCCUCAGUAUCUAUUGCCAAAUCUGGCAAGAGAACCAGUAGUCCACGUCCUAUGGACGUGGAUCUCUCUAUAUCACGUACCUCUGUGUUAAACUCUCAACCAAUUAGUGCAGAGGCUAAAAAUAUAGCAAAGGCAGAAACUGUUGCACAGUGAAAUAUAGUGUAUACCUUUUUUAUGUGUGUGCAUUGUGGUGGUUGUGAACAAGUGUUUGGUUACCAGUGUUACCACCUCAGAAAAUGACCAGAGAGGACACCACAAGUCUACAUGUCUUGUAUCCUGUGUCAUUAAAAAAACAAAAACAUGGAACCAAUACCUUUCCCAUUUAGUGGGAAGGUUUAGGGUAUGUGAGACUAGAAAAGAACUUAUAGAGUCAGUGUAUGGUACCUUUAUUUUUUUUCUAAGAAAGUGACUAUCAUUCUUUUCUGGAAAAAUUGGUCAUUCUGAUUUCUUCUAUAAUUACCAAGUUAAAAAUAGGUAAAUCCCAGUUAAUGAUAUGACCAAUAAUCCUGUAUAACACUAGUAGGAAUAACUAGUGUUUUAUUUUAAGAAAUGGAUGUACCCUAAACUUGGGGAAAAUGUCAGAACUAGGAUAUUUUUUUAUCUGUUAGAUUCCCAUUGCAUAUGACUGUGCAAAGGGGUUAACGUUACAUUAGAUUAUGUUCUGUACUGACAAAUUAUUGAAUUCUACAAGUGUUUUGUUUAAUUUGGUUGGCAUUACAGAAAAAUACCAGUGCAAAAGUGUUACAAAAUGUAGAAACAUUAUUCAUACAUAAAGACUAAAAGUGGGACAUGCAAGGAGUUUGAAGCAUGUAAUGGCUCAGGCAGUGAAAAGAUUAUGUACUGGUUAUACUUACCAGGCAGGUUGCUAUGGGUCCUAAUCUUCCGAGUUCAAUAUAAACUACAAUUAUAUUUUUUACAAGACAUUAUAUUCUAAGGUGAUACAACUGAGUAGGUGACAUACAUGAGCGUUCUGUCCUCUAGUGAGGCCAGUUUGCACCUCCAAGUGAUAAUCUAUUACCUUUUGUGGUCUAGUUGUAUAUUUGUGUUUUGAUUUUUUUUUGUUAAUCUCAUGAAUUUAGAUCUAUCAUAGAAUGAACAACAUAUUUAUUUAUGUUUCCUUUCAGUAUUUUCCUAACAGACUGGUAGUUUCAUUUUGUUCGACUCAUUUAUUUGAUGAAAAUUAGACACAUUUUCUUGUUCUUUCUUCUGUUUUCCAUUUAUUUUGAUACAAUUUUCUUCCCAAAAGAUAUUUUGACAUUGGCCUUCUAUCUUAGUAUAAAAUUAUUUGAUUUAAAGUCUUGAGAACUGCUUCAUUCAUGGGUGGAAAGACUUUGGCCACACACUUCUUUAUUGGUUAAAUGUAUCAACAGUUGUGUUUGGCCACUAGGCUUUUAAGAUUGUAUACUCUCUGUAUACAUUUCUGUAUACUAAUAAUUAGUAUUUACAGAAUAUGUACUCUAACAGUACAAAAAGUUAUAAACUAUUGGCCAAAUGAAAUUAAUUUUUAUCAAUCAAAUGUUACAGCUUUAUAGCAUUUUCAAAAUCACCAAUCUCUAUUUACCAUAUGAAUACAAGCAAGGGAGUAGUUUCUUGUAAUUUUAACUACCUGUUCUCUUUUUAAUUUAUAGGAAAAUAGAAUAUUUUAUUGUAAAUAAAGAAUACUUCUUGUAG
Molecule: messenger RNA, 2023 nt
Organism: Penaeus vannamei (Pacific white shrimp)
Lineage: Eukaryota; Metazoa; Arthropoda; Malacostraca; Decapoda; Penaeidae
Source: RefSeq, a predicted model, not a curated record